This is a messenger RNA of Hemibagrus wyckioides, 851 nucleotides long. It is a transcript of the gene lg19h11orf98, whose product is annotated as linkage group 19 C11orf98 homolog. Bases 57 to 407 code for a protein of 116 amino acids. The transcript has 4 exons. Lineage: Eukaryota; Metazoa; Chordata; Actinopteri; Siluriformes; Bagridae. The record is from RefSeq and is a predicted model, not a curated record.
UAGAGAUAUGAGCCGGAAGUCAGUGUUCUCGGCUCAUACGCACGUUGCUUACAAGCAUGGCUCCUGGUGGGAAGAUCAACAAACCGAAAACAGAAUUGGGGAAGAAGCUGUUCAAGAGGCGGAGGGUUCUGACGAAGCAGAAGAGGAAGAAGCACCGCAUUGUUGGAGCAGUGGUGGAUGAAGGGCUUAUAACUAAACACCACCUGAAAAAGAGGAGCACCAGCUCCAGAGCGAACAUCACCCUUUCUGGGAAGAAAAGACGAAAGUUGCUGAAACAGCUGCGUCACAUGGAGAAAGAGAAAGCAUCCAUGGAUGUUGAAGAAGUACCAAAGAAGAAAGCAGCUCCUGCUGAAAAGAAGAAGGAGAAGAAAAGCGGCGGUGACGUGGAGAUGAUGGAUUUGGAAUAAGACAAACUAUAUGGACAUUUUGAAAGCUGCUAUUUUUCCCUCCCGUGUGUAGACUGUACAGAAUCUGCACAUGAAACAUGUACGCCUUUUGACAAUGCUGAUAAUAUAAAUAUCAGUCCUUGCAGUAUUUACUGUGAUGAUCUUCAGAUGAGCUGAAAGGAUUUCCGUCUUGUUAAAUUCUUUAAAACCAAUAGUCUUAAAUCUGAAUUCUCUCUCUGUGUGUCAGAGCAGCUCUUUGGAGACGAUCUUCGCUGCAGUAUGUUGACAUGAGGAGAAAACUGAUGGAUAAUGAUGGCUCGAUGAACAGUUUUAUGUCUUUAGCAUUUAUUUGGAUAAUUAGAUUCACCAAAUCUUGUUUUCUGACCAAACUCCACUUUCUCAAAACGAUUUUGUUCUCUUGUUUCCUGUGGUGUUGCGACACAAUAAAGUUCACCUUAGUGUUCA